AUGGAGAUACUAGACAAGGACGCCGAAGUGUCGGAGACAGUGAUUCAGUUUGUCGAUCCCAAUGUUUUGGCGAAGCUUCCGGAAGGCAGCAUAUCAAUUGGGAUCUAUCCGUAUGGAGCCACUUACUGGACUCGCACUGCUGAGAUCCAGACAAGACAAGCAGAUGGGUCGCAGCUGAGUUUCUUUCUAAAGGUAUCCCAAAACGAGACCGGGAAGAAAAUGAUGUUGGGCGAGAUCGUGUCCAUCAAACAUAUCCACGAGGCUGUACCAGACUUAGCUCCUGAGCCCAUCGCCUGGGGGUCAUACCUCACUGUUCCGAAUACGCAUUUCUUGCUUCUUAGUUUCGUCAACAUGACCGAUGAUAUCCCGGACAUCGAUAGGCUCCCAAGAAAAGUAGCGGAACUUCACCAGAAAGGCUGCUCACUAAACGGAAAGUUUGGAUUCCCGGUACAGAACUAUCAAGGACGUCUGUCUCAAGUGACCACUUGGACUGAUACGUGGGAAGAGUGCUUUGCUAACAAUCUGAGGGGUAUGUUGGAACAUGAGGAGAAAACCCAGGGACCCAAUGCGCGAUUGGAGGUCCUUUCAAAGGACAUCUUUGAGAAGGUUAUACCAAGGCUUCUGAGGCCUUUGGAGACAGGAGGUCGCCAUAUCGAGGCUCGACUGGUACACGGAGAUCUGUGGGAUGGAAAUUGCUCAACAGCGGUUGAAACAGAUGGCCCCGUGAUUUAUGACGCGAGCGCUCUUUACGCUCAUAAUGAAUAUGAGCUUGCACCAUGGCGAUGCACUCGACACAAAAUUGGGAAGCUGUACAUGAGAGCAUACCACCGGUACUUCCCAAUCUCUGCUCCUGAAGAGGAUCACGAUGACCGCAAUUUGCUGUACUGCAUUCGAUUUGACGCAUGUUCGUCAGCCUUGUACCCUGGCAACUUGAGAUUCAGAGAUAUCAUGAUCGACGAAAUGCAAACUCUCGUCGACAAAUAUCCCGAUGGGUAUGAGGGCUGGGCGAGGGAGCAGAAGAGCUGA
Molecule: messenger RNA, 1026 nt
Organism: Hyaloscypha bicolor E
Lineage: Eukaryota; Fungi; Ascomycota; Leotiomycetes; Helotiales; Hyaloscyphaceae
Exons: 6
Coding region: 1-1026 (341 amino acids)
Source: RefSeq, a predicted model, not a curated record